Messenger RNA from Pterocles gutturalis (yellow-throated sandgrouse), 1761 nucleotides. Its product is annotated as nuclear receptor coactivator 1-like. NCBI's taxonomy places the organism in Eukaryota, Metazoa, Chordata, Aves, Pterocliformes, Pteroclidae. Gene Ontology annotation, cellular component: nucleus. The record is from RefSeq and is a predicted model, not a curated record. The transcript has 9 exons. Gene Ontology annotation, biological process: positive regulation of transcription by RNA polymerase II; cellular response to hormone stimulus. Gene Ontology annotation, molecular function: nuclear receptor binding. The annotation marks the transcript as partial.
AUGACCAGCGGGCAGGGUGUGCAGGCCGGUCGGACCCCGUUUGAGUUCUGCGACCCCCUGGAGCCAGCGCAGCUGAGACCGGUCCCUUGUCCCGCCAGCAACGGCAGCAGCCCGCACGCCCGCGGGCCGUCCCAGCCCGGCAGGGGCACCGUGACGGCACCAAACCCCUUCCCACCCGACACAGGAAGGCCGGAGCUGGAGAUGGGGGUGCCGGAUCACCAGUUUGGGCAGCCGGGAAUGGGGGAGCAGAUCCCCUGGCCGGAUAACAGCAUGGCAGCCAUGAAUCGAGGCGCGCUGAAUAAAGCCGAAGACCAGUGCAUCACCUCGCAGCUGGACGAGCUCCUGUGUCCUCCCACCACGCCGGAGGGACGGAACGAUGAGAAAGCUCUGCUCGAGCAACUCGUCUCCUUCCUCAGCGGCAAAGACGAGACGGAGUUGGCCGAGCUGGAUCGAGCUCUUGGGAUCGAUAAACUCGUCCAGGCCCUGACAGAACGAUUCCAACCCCAACAAGCCACCCCACCGCUCAUGAUGGAGCAGAAACCCGGCAUGUAUCCCCAGCCUUACUCCUCUGCCUCUCCCACCACCAACCUCCCCGGCGCUUUCCCCGGCAUGGUCAGGCAGAAGCCGUCCUUCGGAGCCAUGCCGGUCCAGGUCCCGCCGCCCCGCGGAGCCUUCCCCACCAGCAUGGCCAUGCAACCCCGCCAGACGCUCAGCAGACCCCCGACGGCCCCCAACCAACUGCGACUUCAGCUGCAGCAGCGGCUGCAGGGCCAGCAGCAGCUGAUCCAUCAAAACCGGCAGGCGAUCCUAAACCAGUUCGCAGCCAAUUCCCCGGUGGGCAUCAACAUGCGGGCGGGGAUGCAGCAGCAGAUCACGGCGCAGCCUCCCCUCAAUGCCCAGAUGCUGGCCCAGCGCCAGCGGGAGCUCUACAGCCAGCAGCACCGGCAGCGGCAGCUCAUGCAGCAGCGAGCCAUCCUGAUGAGACAGCAAAGCUUCGGAAACAACCUCCCUCCUUCCGCCGGCCUCCCGGUCCAGAUCGGAGCGGCUCGCUUACCCCAAGCACCCCCCCAGCAAUUCCCUUACCCCCCAAACUACGGUACGAGCCCAGGAAACCCUCCCACUUCCACCAGUCCCUUCUCACCGUUGGCAUCCAACCCCGAGGCCGCGCUGGCCAACCGCAGCAGCAUGGUGAACAGGGGGAUGAUGGGCGGCGUCGGGGGGCAGUUUGGCACUGGGAUGACCCCGCAGAUGCAGCAGAACAUCUUUCAGUAUUCGGGAUCAGGCAUGGGUCAGCAAAGCGAACCCGCCUUCGCUCCGUCGCUCAGCCCCAGCAGCCCCUUGAUGUCACCGCAGCUCCCGCCUUCGCAAAGCCCCAUGCUGCAGCCGGCCCCCCCGACACCCGGCUACCAGUCGCCUGACAUGAAGAGCUGGCAGCAGGGAGCCAUGGGGAACAGCAGCGUAUUCAGCCAAGCAGGGCAGAGCCAGGCGGCGCCGGCUCAGCAGGGCAUGUACAACAACAUGAGCAUCACCGUCUCCAUGGCGGGAGGAAACACCAACGUCCAGAACAUGAACCCCAUGGCCGGACAGAUGCAGAUGAACUCGCUGCAGAUGCCCGGGAUGAACUCCAUGUGCUCGGAGCAGGUCAAUGACCCGGCGCUGAGACCUGCAGGCCUUUACUGCAACCAGCUUUCCUCCACUGACCUUUUGAAAACAGAAGCAGAUGGGGCGCAGGUCAGUAAGAAACUGCUAAACACAUCUCAG